CCGGCCCUCGUCAUUCUGUCCAUCCCUCCCACAUCCAGCUGGGUCGCCUUUGAGCAGUCCAACUUCCGGGGGGAGAUGUUCGUCCUGGAGAAGGGCGAGUACCCGCGCUGGGACACGUGGUCGAGCAGCUACCGCAGCGACAGGCUCAUGUCCUUCCGGCCUAUCAAGAUGGACUCCCAGGAGCACAAGAUCUGCCUGUUUGAAGGUGCCAACUUCAAGGGCAACACCAUGGAGAUCCAGGAGGACGAUGUGCCCAGUCUCUGGGUCUAUGGCUUCCGUGACCGUGUGGGCAGCGUGAGGGUCUCCAGUGGAACCUGGGUCGGCUAUCAAUAUCCCGGCUACCGCGGGUACCAGUACCUCCUGGAGCCAGGCGAAUUCCGGCACUGGAACGAGUGGGGGGCCUUCCAGCCGCAGAUGCAGGCCGUGCGUCGCCUGCGUGACAGGCAGUGGCAUCGUGAGGGCUGCUUCCCGGUCCUCGCCGCCGAGCCCCCCAAGUGAAGCCAUCCACGCUCUGCUCUUCUCCCUUGCCCCGCCCCUCCCCCAGACCCGGUUUGCCCAUCUUUCCCGUGCAAAUAAAAGUUCCUAAAGCCAAA
Molecule: messenger RNA, 593 nt
Organism: Puma concolor (puma)
Lineage: Eukaryota; Metazoa; Chordata; Mammalia; Carnivora; Felidae
Source: RefSeq, a predicted model, not a curated record